CCCCGGUGGAAACGAGAGUAUAAAAAGCAGGAUCCGUGAGUGGCGCGGAUCUGUACCUCGUGCGCUGUGUGGGCCUCAAGUGACCGUGGCUACUUGGCUGUGUGUGAGGCAGACCUGAUUGCCCUGUGUGUAGAGUGAGCACACCGUCAUGUGGUGGAACAUCUCUCUGCUUAUCGCCGCUCUCUCCCUGCUGGCCGGGGGUCGGGCCCAAGACCUGAGUCGGAACCCCGCCGAGAGAAUCCCCCUCAAAGGUAAAUGGUGCUACAAGGAGAACUGCUUCCGGGUUCUUCGCCCGUUCCCGAUGUCGCCCAAGCUGGUCAAGAACUGUCAGGCCUGUCCCCUGCAGACUUCCACGUGAUCGGCCACAGCCUGGGCUCCCACAUCGCCGGCUAUGCCGGAAGUCAGGUCAGCGGACUGGGGCGUAUUUCCGGACUGGACCCUGCCGGACCUCUGUUCUCCGACACGCCCCCAGACCUGCGCCUGGACGAGACGGACGCCAUGUUUGUUGACGUCAUCCACACAGAUGCGCCCCGGGCGGGCAGCGAUCCUCGCCAGGAUUUUGGUCUGGGACUGCUGCAGAGAGUCGGCCAUGUUGAUUUCUACCCCAACCUGGGGCGCAACCAGCCAGGCUGUGACGAAAGCAUCGUGGCUCAGGUGAAGAAACGGGGCUUUCUGCAAGGUGGCUCGGAAUUCGUGGCCUGCGACCACUUGCGCUCCUACCGUCUGUUCACGGACAGCAUCAACUCGGCCUGCCCCUUCCUGGCCCUGCCCUGUGCCAGCGAGCAAGACUACCAGUCUGGCAAGUGUAGCAGCUGUGUGGGCGAGGGAUGCCGGAGAAUGGGGUUCCACGCAGACAGCGCACCCGCCCCGCGAACGCCCACCAAGUACUUCCUCUGGACCUCGGAGGCCGUGCCCUAUUGUCCCCCAACGAGCUGCUUGGUGGGUCGACGUACGAGUUCAGCACUCAACAUCCCGAGAAGGUAGGGCGGCUGGAGGGUGUGACGUUCCUUUGGGUGCGCAAGCCUCGUCUGCAGGACAUAUUGGGACCCAAGGAGCUGAGGCUGGGCCGGGUGUCGGUGACCCAGCUGGAGACAGAGAGUCGGACAGAGAUGUGUGCUCACGGGGAACCUGUGUUGCCUGGCAAACCUCUCAUCAUGACGUCACGCGACUACCCUUGUUGAUAUACGGGACCCCCUGCCACCCCCGACCCCCAACCCCCAACCCCCCACGUUUUUAUGCGUCUAAAUGUGAACUUGUCGAGUUUUGUACCACAACUUUCGGUACAGUUUUUGUUGAAAGACAAUCUAUUAUUGUACUUUUGGACAAUUUUUUUAAAGACAGAAAUUGUACAUUUGCGCGAAUUGUCUGUGGCAGCAAUUGCACUUUUACGCAAAUUGUCGGUACUAAAAGUGGAAACUUUC
Messenger RNA from Aplysia californica (California sea hare), 1421 nucleotides. RefSeq names its product pancreatic triacylglycerol lipase. Gene Ontology annotation, biological process: lipid metabolic process. The record is from RefSeq and is a predicted model, not a curated record. Gene Ontology annotation, molecular function: carboxylic ester hydrolase activity; lipase activity. Lineage: Eukaryota; Metazoa; Mollusca; Gastropoda; Aplysiida; Aplysiidae.